Nerophis ophidion (straightnose pipefish) is the source of this 3886-nucleotide messenger RNA. RefSeq names its product gastrula zinc finger protein XlCGF57.1-like. The transcript has 3 exons. Gene Ontology annotation, biological process: regulation of transcription by RNA polymerase II. NCBI's taxonomy places the organism in Eukaryota, Metazoa, Chordata, Actinopteri, Syngnathiformes, Syngnathidae. The record is from RefSeq and is a predicted model, not a curated record. Gene Ontology annotation, cellular component: nucleus. Bases 561 to 2357 code for a protein of 598 amino acids. Gene Ontology annotation, molecular function: DNA-binding transcription activator activity, RNA polymerase II-specific; RNA polymerase II cis-regulatory region sequence-specific DNA binding.
UCUGCUGCUCUUCCUGCGGCCACAAAGAGCGGUCCUAGUGCCCUCCAUGUAUCCUAACCGCCAUUCAACAAACAAAGAAGACGAGCGACGAAGCCAAGUUGGAAGUGGUCCAUUGAAAAGUUGAUAGGACAACCUCCUGUACUGUAGAAUGUAGUAUGGACCACAGGACAGGACGAAGAAGUCCCGUUAAGAAACAGUGGAGGCUUAAGAUGCUCUACUAGUCUGCUGGAAAUCCAAAGAAGACGAAGGAGUAAAAAGCAAGAUGGCGUUUGACGGAGAAGGCCUAAACGUGGCCACUGGCCAUUAUUGUUUCUCUAUUUGUAUUUAGUGCAUACAUGUACGCAUAUAUGUGUCGUGUAGUAGAUGAAACAUUCUUAGUCAUUGUUUGUAUCCGGAUACAUUAGUCUGAGCGCACUUUAUCGCCUCUUGUGCUAGUUAGCUUAGCUUGUUAGCUGCUAACAGAAGACACAGAAGUUAUCAACACAUCGCUAAGUAGAGAUCAAGUGUGAGAGUAAAGUGUUGUGAUUGUGUGAAAAUGUGCCAAAGAAGGAUAGCAAAGUAUGAGGAGGAACUUUGUCCAACAAAAGAGGAGAAGGAGCGACAACAUCAACUACUGGACGCUGUUUUCAAGAAACAUCAAAUUGUGUUACACAGAACAGAUGUCCAGCAGCCCCCUCACAUUAAAGAGGAAGAGGAGGAUCCACAGCCCCCUCACAUUAAAGAGGAAGAGGAGAAUCCACAGCCCCCCCCACAUUAAAGAGGAAGAGGAGGAAGUGUGGAUGAGUCAGGAGGGAGAGUGUCCUGUAGGGCAGGAGGAGGCUGAUGUCAGCAAGUUUCCACUGACUGUUGUCUCUGUGAAGACUGAAGAGCAUGAAGACAAACCACCUGAGUCCUCACAGCUUCAUCACAGUCCAAACGUCCAGCAGGUGUCAGCAGAGAGUCAUGAAGAGAUUCCCUCCAAGCAGCAGGAGUGGAGCUCCAGUGUGGGACAGAAGGAGCUACAGGCCCCCUCCCACAUUAAAGAAGAAGAGGAGGAACUGUGGAAGCAGCUUCAAAUGUUGGUGGAGGAUAAUGAUGAAGAUGAAGCUCAGUCCUUACAGCUUCAUCACAGUCAAAGUGAGGAGAACAGAGGGGCGGAGCUUGUAAGUCAACACAUCACAGAAGCUGAUGGAGAGCAUUGUGAAGAUAUAAAGUCGGAUCCAGACAGCAUCUUUGCUCCACGGUCAGACAUGGACCACAUGAUGUCAGACUCUUGUGAUCACAGUGACCACAUUCAAGAACCUUUGGAGAGUAAAAAUGACUCUAAAGGUGAUACGAGACAUCACACUAACAACAAACACUUUGACUGCUCUGAAUGUGGGAAAUCAUUUAGACACAAGAGUAAUUUUACAGUACACAUGAGAAUACAUACUGGAGAGAAACCUUUUACUUGCUCUGUUUGUAAGAAGAGUUUCUCCACAAAGCGUAACAUGACCACACACAUGAGAACACAUACUGGAGAGAAACCUUUUACUUGCUCUGUUUGUAAGAAGCGUUUCUCCACAAAGCAACACAUGACGAUACACGUGGGAAAACACACUGGAGAGAAACCUUUUACUUGUUUUGUUUGUAAGAAGAGUUUCUCCACAAAGCGUAACAUGACCACACACAUGAGAACACAUACUGGAGAGAAACCUUUUACUUGCUCUGUUUGUAAGAAGCGUUUCUCCACAAAGCAACACAUGACGAUACACGUGGGAAAACACACUGGAGAGAAACCUUUUACUUGUUUUGUUUGUAAGAAGAGUUUCUCCACAAAGCGUAACAUGACCACACACAUGAGAACACAUACUGGAGAGAAACCUUUUACUUGCUUUGUUUGUAAGAAGAGUUUCUCCAGAAAGCUUGACAUGACCACACACAUGAGAACACACACUGAAGAGAAACCUUUUAUUUGCUCUGUUUGUAAGAAGAGUUUCUCCAUGAAGCUUGCCAUGACCAUACACAUGAGAAAACAUACUGGGGAGAAACCUUUUAUUUGCUCUGUUUGUAACAGGAGUUUCUCCAGAAAGUUUGACAUGACCACACACAUGAGAAUACAUACGGGAGAGAAACCUUUUACUUGCACUGUUUGUAAGAAUAGUUUCACUAUAAAGACUGUCAUGACCAGACACAUGAGAAUACAUACUAGAGAGAAACCUUUUACUUGCUCUGUUUGUAAAAAGAGUUUCUCCAGAAAGCCUAACAUGUCCACGCACAUGAGAACACAUACCGGAGAGAAACCUUUUACUUGCUCUGUAUGUAAGAAGACUUUCUCCAGAAAACAAAACUUGACAGCACACAUGAGAACACACACUGGAGAGAAACCGUUCAGAUGAACUGUGUGUGAUAAGAUGUUCCGGGUUAAGUAUAAAGUCAGUAAACACAAGUGUGUAACAGUCACGGAAGCUGCAGGAAUUUAAAAACACUUAAAACAGUGAUUGUGCAAAAUUUACUUUAUGAACACAGUAUGGUUAAUAUGAAUGUAUAUUUGAUGUUGUAUGUAGUGCUUCUCAUCUUCUACUGUUAUAUGUUGUCCUGGAAUUACUUUUUAAAGGCCUACUGUAAUGAGAUUUUCUUAUUUAAACGGGGAUAGCAGGUCCAUUUUAUGUGUCAUACUUGAUCAUUUCGCGAUACGGCCAUAUUUUUGCUGAAAGGAUUUAGUAGAGAACAUCGACGACAAAGUUCGCAACUUUUGGUCGCUAAUAAAAAAGCCUCGUCUGUACCGGAAGAAGCAGACGAUGUGCGCGUGACGUCACAGGUUGUGGACUCCCUCAAAUCCUUACAUUGUUCACAAUCAUGGCCACCAGUAUCGAGAGCGAUUCAGACCGAGAAAGUGACGAUUUCCCCAUUAAUUUGAGCGAGGAUGAAAGAUUCGUGGAUGAGGAAAGUGAGAGUGAAGGACUAGAUAAAAUGAACAAAAUAAAGACUAUACAGUGAGAGUGAUUUAGAUGUUAUUAGACACAUUUACUAGUAUCAUUCUGGAAAAACCCUUAUCUGCUCAUUGUGUUACUAGUGUUUUAACGAGAUAAUAUGGUCAUAUCUGUACAACUUGAAGGUCGGCCCCGCACCUUUCUUCAGCACCAGUUGACGGGUGGUGGCGAUGCCCAUCUCUGCCAUUCGCAAGGGACCCUCUUCGAAACACGAUCUUUCGAAAUGAUCGCUGCAUAAUACACUGUACUUUGUGUGUGUGGUCUAAUCCAACCGUGUUCGCUUGACAUCUGUGUUCCAUAGUAAAAAUUCACCGUCAUCUUUCGGAAAUGUAAACAAGAAAACACCGGCUGUGUUUGUGUUGCUAAAGGCGGCUGCAAUACACCGCUUCCCACCUACAGCUUUCUUCUUUGACGUCUCCACUAUUCAUUGAACAAAUUGCAAAAGAUUCAGUAACACAGAUGUCCAGAAUACUGUGGAAUUAUGCGAUGAAAGCAGACGACUUAUAGCUAGGAUCAGGGCUGGAACCAAAUGUCCUCUACAAUGCGUGAUGUCACGCGCACGCACAUCAUACCGCGACGUUCCAGCAGGAUGGUUCGGCGCAAAUUUAAAAUUGCAAUUUAGUAAACUAAAAAGGCCGUAUUGGCAUGUGUUGCAAUGUUAAUAUUUCAUCAUUGAUAUAUAAACUAUCAGACUGCGUGGUGGCUAGUAGUGGCUUUCAGUAGGCCUUUAAGUUGUGUGCAUUUAUUGAAUAUCAUAUAUGUAGUUACUAUUUUUUUUUUCCUCAUCUUUGAAGAGAGGAUAAGUUAUUAUUUCCAUUAGGGGUGUUGUUGUUUCUUAUAAAUCCACACAUUUUUUUUAUUUGAUUUUAUUGAUAUUAUUAUUCAAUUAAAAGUAAGGAUGAACAAAAUUGCUAUUAAAAUGUGGAUUAGCAGCA